This is a messenger RNA of Phlebotomus papatasi, 783 nucleotides long. RefSeq lists its product as uncharacterized. The transcript is spliced from 3 exons. NCBI's taxonomy places the organism in Eukaryota, Metazoa, Arthropoda, Insecta, Diptera, Psychodidae. The record is from RefSeq and is a predicted model, not a curated record. The coding region runs from base 153 to 680 and encodes 175 amino acids.
GAUGCUGGUGGUGGGGAGUUCAUCAUAAAAGAAACUACUUCUCCAACCACCACCUUCAGUUUAAUUUCCGACUCAUCGUGUGGAGUCUUUUGUGAUUUUUAUUAAUUUUAUUUUUUAUUUUAUUUCCACCAAACUAACUCCCAGGAAGAGCAAUGAAACUACUGUUGUGUGGAUUAUUCUUGGCAACUCUUGCCACCUUCACAUUUGCAAAUUAUGGACACUAUGUACCGAGGGCGGCAUUUACUGUGGAUGAGCAUGGACACUUACUGAACUAUUUCCCUCUCCAUCCAGAAACGAUGAGCAGAUUCAAGCGAUCUGCACAAGUGUCUUCGUCCUCGGCAUCUGCUUCAGCCAGUUCUUCCUCCGGCAACGGAUCACCAAUUUACUUCACAAACCCUUAUGCUGGUCAGCCUUUUAAUCCUGGCUUUGCUGCUCCAUUUGGUCACCAGCAAACUUUUGUGGCUAAUCCAGGAACCACCUAUACAGGGACUUCAAGUUCUUCGGGCAUCUCAGCCGGACCUAGUGUCCUUCAUUCGCGUUUCGGCGAAGAAGAGACUCCAGUACGAGUUCAGGGCUCUACAUCCACCAUUACCAGCCAAAAUGGUCAGUUUACUCAUACACAGUCCCACUUAGGAGAGGACGGCAAAGUUCACUUCACUGUGGCCUCAGGAAAAUUCUAGAACACUCCUGAUUUUAUCAAAUAUUUUAUUUAAAUAAUUGUUGUACUAAUGCAUUUCACCUAAGUGGAUAAGUAUAUAAAGAUUAUCUGAAAGAUUUUACAGG